This is a messenger RNA of Cyprinus carpio (common carp), 5281 nucleotides long. RefSeq names its product synaptotagmin-7. NCBI's taxonomy places the organism in Eukaryota, Metazoa, Chordata, Actinopteri, Cypriniformes, Cyprinidae. Gene Ontology annotation, molecular function: calcium ion binding; clathrin binding; SNARE binding. The record is from RefSeq and is a predicted model, not a curated record. Gene Ontology annotation, cellular component: synapse; axon; membrane. Gene Ontology annotation, biological process: vesicle fusion; cellular response to calcium ion; calcium-ion regulated exocytosis.
AAAUAACACAAUUUGUGUCAUUGUUUGAAUUGUGCAAAAAUAAUGCCAGGAACAUGUACUAAGUUGUGACAGUUUUGAUUUCAUGUUGAUUAUAUUGAGACUUAUUAACAAGACACAGUAAAGGAAUUGAACAAAUGAACAUGAAUUGACGUGAAUAAGGUACCAAACCUCACAAAACACAACCUUGCCAAACCAAAACAAACCCAGAGCUGCUACAACGCUACUGUAUGCGUGUGCCGCUUGUGUGUAGACGUUCACAAAGCAAGUGUUGCGCACACAAACUGUACACACCGGGACUCAAUUUAAGUUUUAUUCACACCCUUCGCUAACACCUCCUCUCCCCCAGCACCUCACAUAUUCUCUCUUCAUCUCACAUCUCUCUUCUCACACUCCAUCCAUACCACCAGUCCUCAUUCUUCUCUUCUCUCUCAACACUCCCUACGUUUUUCCCCAUCAGUAAUUGGAUUCUAUUUUAAGGCAGCUAUAUGUGUCUGUCUCUUGUGUUUGUGUCUCACACCCUCUUUUCCUGGUCUCUCUCUUCCUCUGUCUCUCUUUCUUGCCUACAUCUUGUUCUCGACUAUGCUUGUUUUGCCCCCUGGUGUUUGUCCUGCAACUACCUGAUGCCCUUUACCAGCUUAACCAGCUUAACCAGUUCAGCUGGUGCCAGUCAUGCCCUAUGCCAGCUCAUUAAUGUCUACAUGAAACUAAAUUUGUCCCGGUUUACUUUAUUAAUACAUGUUCCUUGUCCUACUGUGAAGGGUGAAAGGAAAAAAUGUUAACAUAAGACACUGAAUAAGAAGAUAAUAUUAACUAAUAGUCAAAUAGAUAUUUAGUCAUUGUUUUAGGCUACUGUUGCACGUAAUACAGCCUUUAUAAAGUCUUGACAACUACAUUUCAUGUAAAAAGCAUAAAUUACACACCUAAUGUUCCCUUUAUUAUGAUGCAAAACCAUUAAAAAUAUCUCCUGUGAAGUGAAAAGUGAGAAAUUCUUGAAUGUUUCUGCAACCAAAAUUUUAUUCGUCACAUUGUAUUUGAAGGCAGCAUUUCCUUAUAAAUUAUCCUGUUUCACAUAAAAGUAUGUCACAUUACAGAAGUAAAAUGGGAUGUGAAUGCCUUUUCAUGCUGAGUUUAAUAUCAGGAUGGUUUUCCUCCACUGGAGCAAGUUUUUGUUAUGUACCAUAAACUUUUUAUUACAUUCAGCUCUAAAUCACUCUGAAAUGUUUUUAAUUAAUUCUUUAAAAUGUUCACUGACAGGCACUGUCAAAACAAAAUGUGCAAAAAAAUUAUCUUUGGGGUAAAGCAGCCUGACACUUGUCACCGAUCUACUCUUAAAAGGUGCACAUUAGUACAUUAGAGUAGUAAAAUGUACCAUUAAGGUGCGAGUAUGAACCUUUUAGGGAUAAAUAGGGUUCAAAGAUGUCCCUUUAAGGCAAGGAUGUCCAAACCUGCUCCUGGAGGGCCAACGUCCUGUAUAGUUAAGCUCCAACUUUCCCCAAUACACCUGCCUAGCAGUUUCAAGCCUGAAGACCUUGAUUAGCGGGUUCAGUUGUGUUUAACUGGGCUAAGGGCUAAACUCUGCAGAACAGUGGCCCUGGACACUCCUCCUUUAAGGAUAUUGCCCCAGUGACAAGCUGUUGUACCCUAAAGGUACAGUUUGUGCACAUUUUGUCUGAGAGUGUGGGAUUGCUGUGAUUGGGCAAGCUGGAUAUAAAAGCCAGUGAAUCUUUAAAGGAAUCAUGUUUUCAGCUCAGGUGAAACUCAUUGUGAAGUUUCCAAGGUGAAUUUGACACAGUUUUGAGAUCAGAGUGAAACAGGGCUAAUAAGCGAAAUGGAGGGAUGUAAUUGCAAAGGGAGGGGUGGAGAGGACAAAAGAAUGACGGAUGAGCCAGCGUAGUUGGUUGGCUGCUGAACGGACACAGGGGGCCGUGGUGUUACUUAAAACGAGUGUCGCAAGAAACGACAUGCAAAGUUAAGAGAAGAAAGGGAGGAAAGGAAUGUGUGAAGAUGGGAGGCUCUCAGCAGACCAAAAAACAGUCUCCCGGAAGAACCGGUGGUGGCCGACUGACGCCACACACGCCGCGGCACACACAUGCGCACGGUCGUUCAGGGCAGACGCGUCACAUGCCGAGAUCCAGUCAGGCACGCACGGGAGCGGGCCGCAAGCAGGCCGCACACACCUCCCAGACACAUGCGCACGCUCACCGCUCGCUGUCGGCUCAAGGAAGUCACGCUCGGGCCGGGAACGGACACGCACACUUGCAGACGCAUGCAGACCAGGGCGGCUGUGGUCUCUUCUGCUACCUGUGUUACGGUGGCUACUGCCUCUGUUUGACGCUUAUUUCCUUUUUUCUCCUUCUCCUCCUCUCCCCACCUACACCUCGCACUCCGCAUCCUCCUCCUCCUUCUUCUCCUCCCGCUUCUCUACCCCCUUCUCCUUCGGACGACACCAUCUGUUCAUUGUCCUUUUCUUCUCUGGCUGUUCCGUUCUGCCCUCAUCCAUCCCUGAACCUCUCAUCCUCCUCUAUUUCUCCGUUAUCACCUCUCCUGUCUUUGACCGACUCCCUGACUCUCCUUCACCCGGAUUCCAAACUCUUUCCUUUCAACCUGUCGUCUCCUCUUCCUCCAUGCCCAUCUGUGUCCCCUGCUCCUCCUCCGACCCCUUCCAAAUCCUCCUUGGAUCCUUCUCCUCGUCCCCGCCCUUUUGCUCUUGUCCCACCUUCUCUCCUCCUCCUUCCUCGUCCCUCCCUCUGUCGCUCCCACCCUUCUUCGUCUCGCUCUUUGCCCUCUCUCCUGCUCUGCCCACACAGUUUGUCCGACCAUGCCCUCUCCUCAGUUGAGACCUUGGACAACAUCCCAUCUAUGGGGGCGAUGCCUCGGCCCCGCACAUUGCUGCGUCAGCAGAGCCUCCAGCAACCCUUGAUCCAGGCCCCAAGUUUGGACAGCAGACCACCCAUCUCUCAGAGUCUGGGUCAGCUGCACACCCAGCCGGGUAGCGGAGGGGGCGGAGGCGCGGGGCCUGGGGGAGGGGGCGGGGCUGGCUCAAGGAGUUCCAGGGGCGUCCCAGCAGGUGGCGGAGCUUCACGUUAUAGGCCAGGAGGUGCUGAGGGGCAGGCCUCUGGUGGGAACCCUGGCAGUGUGGAUCACAUGAUGGGUCAGAUGAAGAAACGAGGCCUGGACGUUAAAUCCUUCCUGGAAGGAAAAAUGGUGGUUCUCUCUCUCGCGAUCGGAUUGGCCGAGCAGGACGACUUUGCCAAUCUGCCAGACCUACAGGAAGAACCACCCAGCCAAGAAACCCCUCCUGACAAGAGUAGGAAUAUGGGGAAUAAGCCAGUUAACAGUCCUAAGGGUCAGCCGCCAGACGCCGACGGCCAUUCCUCAGUGUCUGACCUUGCCAACUCGCUCACUGGAGACAUGGUGAUGUUGUCUCCGGGGUCAGAAGACGACGACCACGAGGGCCCAGUGAGCGAGAAACUGGGCAGGAUUCAGUUCAGCUUGGGCUACAGCUUCCAAGACACGACUCUGACGGUGAAGAUACUCAAAGGUCAAGACCUGCCCGCUAAAGACUUCUCUGGGACGUCCGACCCCUUCGUCAAAAUCUACCUGCUGCCUGACAGAAAGCACAAACUCGAGACCAAAAUCAAGAGGAAAAAUCUCAACCCUCACUGGAACGAAACCUUCCUGUUUGAAGGGUUCCCGUAUGAGAAGGUGCGGGAGCGAACGCUGUAUCUCCAGGUGCUGGAUUACGAUCGGUUCAGCCGUAACGACCCGAUCGGAGAGGUCUCGAUUCCUCUGAAUAAAGUGGAGCUCGGACAGCUGAAGACGUUCUGGAAGGAUCUCAAACCCUGCAGUGAUGGCAGCGGAAGUCGUGGAGAUCUGCUGCUGUCUCUGUGUUAUAACCCCACUGCCAACACCAUCACUGUAAACAUCAUAAAAGCUCGCAACCUCAAAGCCAUGGACAUCGGGGGCACCUCAGACCCGUAUGUAAAAGUAUGGCUAAUGCACAAAGACAAGCGAGUGGAGAAGAAGAAGACAGUCACCAUCAAACGCUGCCUGAACCCCAUCUUUAACGAGUCCUUCCCUUUUGACGUGCCCGCACAUGUUCUCCGAGAGACCACCAUCAUCAUCACCGUCAUGGACAAGGAUCGACUGAGCCGCAACGAUGUCAUUGGAAAGAUCUACUUGUCAUGGAAGAGCGGUCCUGCCGAGGUCAAACACUGGAAGGAUAUGUUGAGCCGGCCACGCACAAACGUGGCACAAUGGCACGCCCUCAAAGCCUGAUUCACCCUCUCCAUUCCCUCCUCGAACCCCAUCUGACCUUUGACCCGAAACCCCGUCCUUAUGCACAAGACUAACUUGCUGCCAGACGGCACAACACGGGUACUUUUAGCCAUCCACUCUUGUAACCUUUAACCUAUGAGCUUCUCUCUCCACUUUGGUCUUUAUUUACUCUGGUAACAUGUAGUCCAAAUGCCUGCUUAUUAACUAAUUACGCCAACGGUUCUUUUGUGCAUUAGCAUCCGUUCUGGACUGGAUAGUCGCUAAGUCCAACAAAGCCAUUUAAAGAUGCCCUGAGAGCGUUCGCGCCGCAACUUCACGUUACCAGGAUGACGUUUCCUUCCUGUUUUGGUUUUAUAGCCCUAUUCCCUUGUGUUCCUCAGGCUGGAGAGGUCUGACAUCUUUUGGUCUCAUCAAACCUCGCGUCUAGACCCGGAGGCUCAUGGGAGCUCAUUUGGUUGACUUUAAAUUGGCCACUGCUGAAACGGAUCGGGUCGCAGGAACUCUGGGAGUUGUAUUUUUCCAGUUCUCAGACAUCCCGUGCGAGUAAUUAAAGCCAUGAGGGAAAACGAGACACCCUCUUUCCAUUAGCAGCCUCUCGGUUGUUUUAGUCUCCAUUUAUAGUUGUUUUUCUCGAAAUCCCUGACCUCUCCAAGUCUUUUUCUGCGUCUUUCCCACUAGACCUGAUUUUCCGUAUCUUUGUUCCUUCCUUCUCGUUCUCUCUCUCUCUAUCUAUCCUCUCUUUUGACUUCUAAGUAAACAGCUCCAAUUGGUUCAGCUGAAAGCCGCAGACAUUGAAACCUUACGCCAUCUGGAGACUUAAAGACAGCAAAAUGAACUCCAUCCUCGUCUCUUUUGCUUUUUUUCUCUGUGGUUUCUCUUUAUCGCUGGCACAAUAUUAGUCCCUCUUUUUCUUGGGAUUCUUUGUCGUCUGUGUGCUGUGAGUGACGUGUCGUAUAUCCAACCGAAAUAUCAUUAAAAAACACUAACCACCAGGCCGGAAAAA